Molecule: messenger RNA, 1889 nt
Organism: Cynara cardunculus var. scolymus (artichoke)
Lineage: Eukaryota; Viridiplantae; Streptophyta; Magnoliopsida; Asterales; Asteraceae
Exons: 16
Coding region: 76-1752 (558 amino acids)
Source: RefSeq, a predicted model, not a curated record
UAUGGGAAGUUGGGAACUGCCGACUCCUGAGUCCUGACAGACAAUCGGCGGCUGUAGUAGCACCGCCCGCUUCCGAUGACGACCACCAAAGUUUUUCAAUUCAGAAGGAGAACAUCCUUCUACCUUUUCAGCAUCCCCGCCGUUGGCGCCGCCGCCGUUCUUACUUAUCAUCAUCAUACUCUAAACCCCGAUCGACACUCUCCUCUCCACUACAUCACUACAUUGUUCAACGGUGUCCUUCGGUCCUCUCGCUCUCUCUAUACUAUUACUGCCAAUGUUGUUGACUACAAGUACUCGUUACAAGGCAUAUCCCCGGAUACGGAUCAAUAUAGAACAAUACUUUCUCAGGUUCAUCUACGCUCAGCCAAGAGGAUAUUAAAACUAUGUGAGAUUAACCAAGGGUUCUACAUUAAAGCUGGUCAGUUUGUGGCAUCCAUGCGACAAGUCCCCAAGGAAUACUCUUCUACUCUUGCGUCAUUGCAGGAUCAGGCAGUUCCAUGUUCUUUUGAAGCUAUAAAAGAAGUACUAAUCAGCAAUCUUGGAUCAGACUUAAAAGAGAUUUUUUUGUCUAUUGAUGAACAACCUAUUGCUGCUGCAUCCAUAGCUCAAGUGCACCGUGCAUUACUGAAAGACCAUCAGGAAGUAGUGCUUAAGGUCCAGUAUCCUGGGUUAAAAGAUCGGAUGAGGAUGGACAUUGCAACAAUGUCUUUACUCGCCAAAUGUGUCACAUGGUUUUUUCCUGAAUACAGGUUUCAGUGGAUGGUAUCAGAAUUUUCAGAGGUGAUUGCUUUGGAACUUGAUUUCAUUCAGGAAGCAAGAAAUUCAGUCAGAACUGCCAUAAACUUCAAGCAAAGUAGCAGAAUCAAAGUCCCUAUGGUUUUUCAGGAGCUUACCACUAGCCAAGUUUUGACUAUGCAAUAUUGCACGGGAAGAAGGGAAUUCUUUGCCUUUCAGGUAGAUGAUUUGGAUUACAUUUGGAAAAUGAAAAUCGAUCCAAGAAAGGUUGCAAAAGUGUUGGUGGAAGCAUUUGCUGAAAUGAUAUUUGUCCAUGGUUUUGUGCAUGGAGAUCCACAUCCUGGUAAUAUACUGGUUGCCUUGGAUGAAAGAGAAGGAUUUUGUUUAGUUGUUCUGGAUCAUGGGAUCUACAGAAGUUUAGAUGAAGAAUUUAGAGUGAAGUACUGCCAACUUUGGAAAGCAUUAAUUGCUUUAGACUCGCAUAAAAUUCAAGAAAUAGGUGAAGAGUUUGGUAUUGGGAAGUACGCUAGAUAUCUUCCCCUCAUAUUCACAGGAAGAACGAUCGACAGUAAAGCUGGUCUUGGACAAGGAAUGUCGGUUGAAGAGAAAGCAAAUCUGAAACAGGAAGUGAAGAGGCUUAGUAUUGGCGAUAUAUCAGAAUUUAUGGAGUGUUUACCCCCGGAAUUUCUGACAGUGUUGCGUACAGAUGGACUUAUCAGGUCUUUAAGUAGCAAGCUAGGUUCUCCUCAACGUGUGCGGCUACUAGUUUAUGCACACUAUGCAUUAGAGGGUCUAUCUUCAAAGCCAAAUCCUGAUUCUGGUGUAUGUACCAGAAUGAGGUCUCGAAUCGAUUGUCUUCAAGUCAGGCUGUUACUUGGGUUACUGCAAGGGUUGUGUUGGGUGGAAGAUAGGAGACAAGGGCUUGUGACAUGGUCAAAGCAAGUUAUAUCUGCCAUCAAUACUUACUUACUUGCUCUCUAUCUAACUCCAGCUGCCAGCCAUCAUCACUUGAACUGAAACUUGCAUCACAUGAUCAUCUGUAUGUAAAUUGUAGAUAUUAGAAAUACAUUACUAUCUUCAUUCCAUUUGUAAUAUACAUAACAAGGGGUUUAAUCAUUUGAGAACUCUAAAAUUUGUGAUAUCCAUGACCAUUU